Messenger RNA from Nannospalax galili (Upper Galilee mountains blind mole rat), 1286 nucleotides. RefSeq names its product nicotinamide riboside kinase 1 (gene Nmrk1). NCBI's taxonomy places the organism in Eukaryota, Metazoa, Chordata, Mammalia, Rodentia, Spalacidae. The coding region runs from base 289 to 888 and encodes 199 amino acids. The transcript has 9 exons. Gene Ontology annotation, cellular component: cytoplasm. The record is from RefSeq and is a predicted model, not a curated record.
GUGGGAGGGGCCUCCUGGAGGCCACGCCCAUAGGCCCUCUGCUGGGGGAGCCGCUAGAGAGCGGAGGAAGGUGAAGAGCGUCCUCAGAGGCGCACUCUGCAGCUGGGCUAGGAAGAUCUCGAACCCGCACCCGAGAAAAAACAAAAGAAAGUCUAGACAGAGAAGUCUCUACAUCCAGAGAAAUGGGUCACCUUUUCAGGAUUUCAACUCUAGAAGCUAAAUGAUACCAACUUGACUUUUUUCUUUUUUUAGGAAGUAUUAGGAAGUUGUGAUUUUUCAAAGCCAAUUAUGAAAACAUUUGUCAUUGGAAUUGGAGGUGUGACAAAUGGUGGGAAGACUACACUGGCUAAGAACUUGCAGAAACACCUUCCAAAUUGUAGCGUCAUAUCUCAGGAUGACUUCUUCAAGCCAGAGGCUGAGAUAGAGACAGAUGAAAAUGGAUUUUUGCAGUAUGAUGUGCUUGAAGCGCUUAACAUGGAAAAAAUGAUGUCAGCCAUUUCCUGCUGGGUGGAAAACCCAGGGCUCUCUGUGGGACCAGCAGCAUUGGGAAGUCCUGAAGGGAUUCCCAUUUUAAUCAUCGAGGGCUUCCUUCUCUUUAAUUAUAAGCCACUUGACACCAUGUGGAAUAGAAGCUAUUUUCUGACCAUUCCAUAUGAAGAAUGUAAGAGGAGGAGGAGCACAAGGGUAUAUGAGCCUCCAGAUCCCCCAGGUUACUUUGAUGGCCAUGUGUGGCCCAUGUACCUAAAGCAUAGACAAGAAAUGAAGGACAUUACCUGGGAGAUUGUUUACCUAGAUGGAACAAAAUCUGAAGAGGACCUGUUUGCACAAGUGUAUGAAGAUAUCAUACAAGAACUAGAGAAACAAAAUGGCUUGCAAGUAACAGCAUGAAAAUGGAAUGCAGCAGGUCCUCCUAGGAUGAAACUCAAAGGAAUAGACUUAAGAAUGUUCACCAGGAUGCAGCGUGUCCUGUGGUACCUGUGCUACAGUGACAGCUUUUCUCUAUGCAUAUUUUUAUCUGGCAUACUUUUCCCAACAUGUAAAGUAAUGUGAGUCCCUGCCAUUGGACAGGAAUCAACCUUUAUAACUUGCUCUCACCUCAAGGGCACAGGUAGAGCACAGCUCAUACACACAGUGUCAGUUCCCCUAUAUGAGUGAUUUUCAAACCUUCCUGACAGGAACCUAGAGUAAGUAAUGAUUACAUUGCAGUCCAACAAUAUGUGAUCAGUUGUGUGUGUUUCUGUAUAUGUGUACAUAACUGUGUAUCCAAGUUUGUGUAUAUAUACACA